AUGAUUUCAGGAGUUAUUCUCUUCAUUUUUGAUUAAAAGUAGCAUAGUGAAUACUAGCUAUAGCUUUUGGCUAAGGAAGAUGCUCAAAAUAAGGUUGAUUUUACUAAUUACCUAUCUAAGUUCAACAAGAAUUACCUCGAUUUGAAAACAUUCACGCAAAAGAUGGCUACCUUUAUAGAAAACAAGAAGCAAAUAACAACUCUAAAUUCUAAGCUGAAAGACUUUAGAUUAGAAUAGAACAUAUUCUCUGAUUGGUCUAAUUAAGAGUAUUAAAGCAUACUGGGGUUGAGUGCUCCAACAGACAUUCCAAAAUUUAACAAAACAAAGCAGAACUGGCUCAUAAGCUCAACUGUAAAGAAACUUAGCAUUCCUAAGCAAUUAGAUUGGAGAUUUUCAAAUAUUAUUACUCAAGUAAAGAAUCAAGGGAGAUGUGGGUCUUGCUAUGCUUUCUCUUCAAUAGCAUCUUUUGAGAGUUUACUUAUACUAAAUAACAGGGCUAAGUAUUAGGAGAUUGAUCUUUCAGAAUAAUAAAUCAUAGAUUGUACCAGGCAAUAUUCAAAUCUCGGUUGUAGAGGAGGUGACGUUUCCAAAGUAUUUGAAUAUCUGAUGUAAAUCAAAGUUUAGAAUGAAUCCACUUAUCCCUAUAUAAAAAAGGUAAAUCCAAAAUGCCUCUAUAGUGAGUUAAAUGGAUUUUUCUUUGAAGACCCUGAUGACAUUGUUGAGAUAGUAAGUAAAUAGCCAGUCACAGCAGGAAUAGAUGCUUCAUCUAUAUACUUUAAGAAUUAUAAAAAUGGAAUCAUUACUUCGACUAAAUGUGGUGCACAGAAUAAUCAUUCAGUCUUGAUAAUUGGUUAUGGGACAUUAGAUUAAAUUGAUUACUGGAUUGUAAAAAAUUCAUAUGGAAUAAGAUGGGGAGAGAAUGGGUUUGCUAGGAUACAAAGAACUGCUGGCAGAGAUGGAAUUUGCGGACUCAAUAAAUAUAUAGCUUACCCAAUUCUUAAUUGA
Molecule: messenger RNA, 1005 nt
Organism: Stylonychia lemnae
Lineage: Eukaryota; Ciliophora; Spirotrichea; Sporadotrichida; Oxytrichidae
Source: the annotation of a GenBank genome assembly